CGAAUUUGAACCCGGAGGGCGGUGACUCCGCCAGGAUAUGGCCGCUGCGGCCCGGCAACUGCUGGCCGCGCUGCGCGAGGAAGAGCCGCGGGCUGUGGAGGAGCUGCUGCGCCUCGGGGCCGACCCCAGCCUGGUGCUGGAGGAUGGCGCGGCGGCGGUGCACCUGGCGGCCCGAGCGCGCCACCCGCGCGCCCUGCAUUGUCUCGGCCUCCUGCUGCGCCGGGGCGCGGACCCCAAUGCUCGGUCGGCUGAGGCGCUGACGCCCGUGCACGUGGCCGCCGCGUGGGGCUGUCACGGCGCCCUGGAGCUGCUGCUGAGCCGAGGGGGCGACCCCACGCUGAGAGACCAGGACGGCCUCCGGCCUCUGGACUGGGCUCUGCAGCAGGGACAUCACAACUGCGCACGCGUGCUGCGGGACCUGGACACGCCCACCCGAACCCGGGAGGAGACCCCGAAGCCUGCCAAGAAGUUUCCUGUAGCCCCGGCUGGCCUUGAAUCCGCCCUGUGCCCAGGACGUGUCUUUGCGGGGUCUCCUGGCAUCUCUACACUUCCAGAUGUGUCACUGGACUCGGGGCAGCACAGGCGCAGAGCUCAGCCGGCGGCUGCUGGGAAGGUGGUGGUGGAGCCCCGGAGCCCCGAGGCUACCGGGAGCCCAGACUGCAGCAGCGACUCCUCCUUUGUCACCGCAUUGGAGGACUCUCUGCAGCCCUGGCACCCUGCGGGGACACCGGGGCCUGCGGGCAGCCCAUGGCUGUCCUGUGGGGCCGAGGUGGCUGGGGACGGGGCACUAAGCUGCCAGCUGCAGGCCCUGAAGUUGACCACAGAGGCCACCAAUGUCCCCUCCCUGCCUGGGGAUGGGGACCCGGGGUCCUCGCACACACAAGGCCAGGUGCCUCCCAUGUCUGACGUGCAGCUGCUCCAGGCCCUGAGGGCGCUGGGUUACAGUCCUGGCCCGGUCACUCCUUUUACCCGAAGACACUACCUGCGGCGGCUGCAGGAAGCCCAGGCUAGCCCGGGGCACAGUCCAGAACUGGCCGAGGCGCUGAGGACAGGCCACAUCCCUGACUGCCAGGCGGAUGAGGCCGCCCUGGCUCGGCACUUUCAGCAUCCGGAUCCCACAAAGAAGUGGCGGGAAGGCGCUACAAAGUCCAGCUUUACAUAUCUUCUUCUCGACCCCAGGCAGACGCAGGGCCUGCCCGCCCGAGCCUCCUCCCUCACUCUGACCGAGUGUCUGCAAUGUUUUGUGCAAGCCAUCUUCUAUGUGGGCAAGGGGACCCGUGCCCGGCCAGAUGCCCACCUCUGGGAAGCCCUUGGCUACCGUGAGCGGCCAGGGAAAAAGGCCUGUCCCAAGGUCCGCCGGAUCUUGGAUAUCUGGGACAGCGGCCGCGGAGUCAUCUCCCUACACUGCUUCCAGCACGUGGUGGCCGUGGAGGCGUACACGCGGGAGGCCUGUCUGUUGGAUGCCCUAGGGAUCCAGACACUGACCAACCAGAGGCAGGGGCACUACUAUGGAGAGGUGGCCUCUUGGCCACCCACGCAGCGGCGGCGUUUGGGCGUGCACCUGCUACAUCGCGCUCUGCUGGUGUUCCUGGCUGAGGGGGAGCGAGAGCUGAGGCCCCAGGACAUCCAGGCCCGAGACUAAGUGCUGAGGACGUGACCAUGAAGCCUGAGCCUCUGGGGUGUCUGAGCAUCCCAGGGGCAGGUCCCUACCUGUGUCCCCAGCUCUGGCUUCAAAGGCAUUUUGUGUGUGUGUGUGUGUGUGUGUGUGUGUGUGUGUGUGUGCUUGCAUGUGAAAGUGUGUAUAUGUGUGCUUAAAUAUGUGGGUGAUGGUAUGUCUUGGUGCUUCUG
Peromyscus californicus insignis is the source of this 1848-nucleotide messenger RNA. RefSeq names its product ankyrin repeat and LEM domain containing 1 (gene Ankle1). The transcript has 9 exons. The coding region runs from base 38 to 1642 and encodes 534 amino acids. Gene Ontology annotation, molecular function: endonuclease activity; protein binding. NCBI's taxonomy places the organism in Eukaryota, Metazoa, Chordata, Mammalia, Rodentia, Cricetidae. The record is from RefSeq and is a predicted model, not a curated record.